CUAAAACACCAGGACGGUAAUACAUGGAUGGAGUGUGUAUCUGGACUGUACUACAUUGCAGCUAAGAUGGUUUCUGCAGUUUCUUUCAUUCAUUGAAGUUCAGAUUGAGUGCUACAACAUCACUGGGGACGUGAAUAAAUACAGUGCGCCAGCAGCCAACAUAUAUUUCCCGUUAUUGACAGCUACUCUGACUACUUAGUAUCAACUUCAUUGCCAUCACUGAACUAUCAACUUGUCCGCAUCAAGUCCUAGAAUUUCGCAAUGACAACUACGAUCAAAUACAUCUUGCCCCUGAUUUUCUUCUUGGGAGUCUACACCGUAUUCAUCUUCUCCUCUCGCAAUGGUCUAUUUACUCUCCUCGACGAUGCCAUCUACUCGAGGACGAUGCCCGGUGGAGACGGCCCCAUCAAGACAAAUCUCACUGGUAUCAAAGCUCUCGAUGAGGGUCUGUUGAUUCACCUAAAUGCAUUCUUCUUGCGUGUGGUCGAUGGAAGCGCUCCUGAUCUAUCCCUCUAUGCCUUUUCAUCCACAGGCUCCUUUGGCGCAGCUUGGAUUUUGAUCACGGUGGAAGCAUGGAGGAAGGGAAAUGCCGGGACACUUAUGGCAUCUGUAUUCGGCGUCGGCUUCUUGGCCCAAACAAUCACAUACGCCUUAUCCAUGACGAUUUACUGCAUGCUAAACCUCUGGAAAUCACGGACAAUUUCCAACCUCACUCUUCAAAAGAUCAUUACUCCUCGAAUAAUCUCAAAUACGCUACCAUUAGCCCUAUUCAUAGGCUACUUUAUCCCAACAGCCCUCCUCGCCGCACCUACUGCCAUCUUCAAUAUGGAUACGAAGCAGUCCUUCCUCGCAGCAUGGCAACUCUGGCCACUAACUGUUUCGUUCCUCCUAUCCCUUACCAAAUAUUUCUCUCCACGAUGUACUCGACCAGACAACAUCCAUGACCGCCGCGCUGAUAUCCUUUCUCUACGAUACCUUUACGCUUUCGCAUUCGCAUGCGCUGCCAUCCCUCACCUUGGAACCUGGUUGAUCUCUCUGACAUCGGUGAUCUAUCCCGGAUUAUUCAAUGCAGAAUACCUCGAGAAACUGCAUCCGCAGCGGGUAUUCAUUAACAAGAUCCCGUUGGACUCCGUGCGCGUCUCUUCCGUGGAAGAGGGUAGUCUCUGGUUCUUGCAGUGGGAUAAUACCAUUGGGUCAAUCAGUGUCAUGUUAUGGGCAGUGGCGCUGUAUCGUAAGGCUUGUGCGGAGGCAAAGGUUAGGGUGAGUGCGGUUGAAUUGGGGGUUAAGAUCUGUUUACUGGUGAUUUUGGGGGGAGCGGUCGGUGCAGCGGUGGAAUUGGUGUGGGAGAGGGAUGAAUUAGUGUUCUCCAAGGAAUUGGAAGUUGCAGUGGAGAAAGGUACUGGGGAAAAUUCCCAUUAGUUGGAUCUUUCCGGCGAGAAGCUCUACAUCAGUUCAGACCCGGAGUCCUAGUCGGAUGGCCAGGUUACAGCCGCGCGCGGACAGAAAUACGGGAGGGAAAUAAAUGAACUGGACCUGCACCCGAUUCCAAACAUGCACGUGCGGUAUGUACAUAGUAAAUGAAGAAAGACGGAAGGAAAGUACGUAUACAUGGGCCCACGCUCUAUUUCUUUUCCUCUUCCUUCUUCUCCUCAGGCUUGGGCGUAGGAAGCUUGAACUAUAUC
Molecule: messenger RNA, 1682 nt
Organism: Paecilomyces variotii
Lineage: Eukaryota; Fungi; Ascomycota; Eurotiomycetes; Eurotiales; Thermoascaceae
Exons: 2
Coding region: 262-1419 (385 amino acids)
Source: RefSeq, a predicted model, not a curated record